Molecule: messenger RNA, 2820 nt
Organism: Babjeviella inositovora NRRL Y-12698
Lineage: Eukaryota; Fungi; Ascomycota; Pichiomycetes; Serinales
Gene: RPN2
Product: proteasome regulatory particle base subunit
Exons: 1
Coding region: 1-2820 (939 amino acids)
Biological process (GO): regulation of protein catabolic process; proteasome-mediated ubiquitin-dependent protein catabolic process
Cellular component (GO): proteasome complex; nucleus; proteasome storage granule
Molecular function (GO): enzyme regulator activity
Source: RefSeq, a predicted model, not a curated record
AUGGCAUUAACAUCCGCCGCGCCGUACCUCGCAUUGUUGAGCGAAGCCGAUGAGAGCUUGAAGACAUACGCCUUGACCUCGCUCAACGAGGUCGUGGACCAGCUCUGGGCCGAGGUGGCCAACGAAAUCACCGCCAUCGAGGAGCUCUACGAAUCCGAGAGCUACGCCCACCGUCACUUGGCCGCUCUCCUCGCCUCCAAGGUGUACUACAACUUGGGUGACUUUGACGCUGCGGUCAAGUACGCGCUUGCUGCCGGAAACCAGUUCGACAUCGACGAGCAGUCGCAGUACGUCGAGACAAUCAUUUCCAAGUGCAUCAAUCGCUACAUCGCACAAUCGCAAAAGUUUGUGCAGGCGCCAUCCGGGCCCGCGCCGUCUCCCGAAUUGACAUUCGUGUUCGAGCGCAUGUUGCAGAAGUGCGUGCAAACCGGCGAGUUGAAGCUCGCCGUGGGCAUCGCAUUGGAGAGCUACCGCUUGGAUAUCGUUGCCGACAUCCUUGCCAAGGCCGACGACGCGAUGGACUUGGUCAGUUACGUGCUGGUCAUCGCCACCACCGUGCUCGACAACGCUGCUGUCAGAACCCAGACCUUGCGCGCGCUCGUCGCGCUCGUCCUAGGCAUGGCCGCGCCUGACUACUUUGUUGCCACCAAGCUCAUCAUUCAGUUGAACGAUGCGGCAUUGGCCGCGCAGUUGUUCACCGACUUGCACACCAAGGCGGACCACUUGACAGCCUUACAGUCCGCAUUCGACUUGGUCAGCUCCGCAUCCCAGGAGUUGCUCUAUAAGACGCUCGCGGCGCUCCAGGCCAACGAGCCGCUCGCUACGGACCGCGACUUUGCGCGUGUCUUGCGCGUUCUUACAGGCGUGCCGACCUGUGACCUCGACGUGACCUUUUUGGCCAACAACAACAACACAGACGUGUCCAUCCUCAACAAGGCAAAAGCCGCGCUCGACGGCCGUAACUCUAUCUACCACUCGGCCGUGUCGUUCCAGACCGCGUUCAUGUACGCCGGGACCACCGACGACUCGUUCCUCCGUGCCAACUUGGAGUGGCUCGGCAAGGCCACCAACUGGUCCAAGUUCUUGGCCACUGCCGCGUUGGGGGUCAUCCAUAAGGGCAACUUGGCGCAGGGCCGCACGAUUCUCCAGCCGUACCUCCCAGGCAACUCUGGGUCGCACUUUACCAAGGGGGGCUCGCUUUACGCCUUGGGGCUUAUCUACGCCGGCCAUGGCCGUGAAACUAUCGACUAUCUCAAGAAGCACCUCAUUGAGGACGGCAAUUCCGCUGGAAACGACGAGGUGGAUGUGAUUCUUCACGGUGCUGCCCUCGGGGUCGGCGUGGCUGGCAUGGCCUCCGGCAACGAGGAGCUCUACGAGGUCUUGAAGACCGUCUUGUACUCCGACUCUGCCGUCGCGGGCCAGGCCGCCGGGCUCGCCAUGGGUUUGGUUAUGCUCGGUUCUGGCAACGAGACUGCUAUCGACGACAUGUUCCAGUAUGCCCAGGAGACUCAGCACGAAACCAUCAUCCGUGGCUUGGCCAUCGGUAUUGCGUUGUUGAAUUACGCCAAAGAGGAUACCGCGAAGACCACUAUUGACAAGUUGUUGGAGCACCAGAACCCAAUAUUGCGCUACGGUGGUGCCUUCACAGUGGCGUUGGCCUACUGUGGGACCGGCAAUAACGCCGCCAUCAAGCGCUUGCUCCAUGUCGCCGUGUCAGACUCCUCUGACGACGUCAGAAGAGCGGCUGUGAUCGCCUUAGGGUUCGUCUUGUUACGCGACUACACCACCGUCCCCACCAUCGUCGAGCUCUUGUCCGAGUCACACAACCCACACGUCCGUUACGGUACCGCCAUGGCGUUGGGAAUCUCCUGUGCUGGCCGUGGCUUGCCGGCCGCGAUCGAGGUCUUGGAACCGUUGUCCAAGGACCCGGUCGACUUUGUACGCCAGGGGGCGUUGGUUGCCAUGUCGAUGAUUUUGAUCCAGGAGAAUGAAAAGACCUUCCCGAAGGUGGCCGAGAUCAGAAAGCAGUUUGCCGGCGUGAUUGCCAGCAAGAGCCAGGACGCGUUGGCCAAGUUCGGUGCCUCGUUGGCCCAGGGGAUCAUUGAUGCCGGUGGUCGCAACGUCACCAUCCAGUUGGAAAACACCCAGACCAACACCCUCAACAUGAAGGCGAUUGUCGGACUUACUGUCUUCACCCAAACCUGGUACUGGUUCCCGUUGACUCACUUUUUAUCGUUGUCGUUCACUCCGACCUCUAUUACAGGUGUUCGCGAGGACUUGCGCGUGCCGAAGUUCCAGAUCAACUGCCAUACCAAAGCCGACAUUUUUGGGUACCCACCGAAGGUGGCUGACGCCAAGGAGAAGGCCCCAGAGAAGAUUGUCACCGCAGUGUUGUCAACCUCCGCCAGAGCCAACGCCAGAGCGAAGAAGGCCAAGGCUGAGAAGGAGAAGGACGACAUGGAUGUCGACACCCCAAAGGAGGAGGCCCCGGAACCGCCGGUGGAUGAAGCUAAGGUUGAGGAGGGGGAGGAGGAGGUUCCAGAGGAGGUCGAAACCGAAGACGCCUCCACCAGGUAUACGAAGACACCGUACAAGAUCGACAACAUGACCCGGGUAGUUCCGAGUCAGUUGAAGUACAUCUCGUUCAAGGAUGAGAGAUUCGUGCCGGUUAGAAAGUUCAGAGGCACCGGCGGCGUGGUAAUAUUGAAGGACAAUGCCCCGGGCGAGCCGGCCGAGUUCAUCAAGACAAUCAGACAGUUGAGCAACACCGAGGCACCGGUGCCAGAACCGUUCACGUUGAGUGAGGAGGACGCUGAGUAG